AUGGAACCCGACGUGUGGAGUCCCCGAGUCCCCGCCCGCCGCUGCAGCCGGCUCCGGCGGGGCGAACGAGCGGCCCAAGGCCCCGCGCAGCCCGCGAGCGCUCACCUCUCCCUGAGGCCGCUGCCGCGUUCAGCUUCCUUCCUGGCCCUGGGGAGGAGAGGCGGUACAGCUUGGUCAUUUGGCCAGACUAUCCGGCUGGUGCUGAGACUGGAGAACAAGUUUAAGACAGAGUUCCCCAGGGGUGGGGAGAUGCUGCUCCUGGGUGCCGCAGGGGUGCUCUACUGGCAGCUUGUACUUCUAUUAAAGCAGUGUUGGAGUUACCCAGUCAUCAUGGCAGUGUCUCUGCACUCUGAGUGCAAAUUCUUCCCAAAUGUCAUUCUAUCAUCUCAGUCAUCUGGGCAGUCAGUACAAAGUGGGCUUCAGACUGAUGAGUCUGGGACUCCAAGAGUACAGAGGUGGCAACUGUUUUUCUACUGUGCCUAUUCCUCAGGUAUGCCAACUGCUCAGGAAUGAUACUGCUUCUGUUACAUGGACAUUUUGGCCCCACUGCCUGGGAAGACACUCACCGAAGUCGUGGUGAUAUCGCCCUGUUUCAGACACUUCCAGAAGUUCCACCACCAGAUCUAUGGUAACUGUUAUACCUUUAAGCGUGUCUGAACUGCACAAUGCCCUGGCAUCACAGAUGCAAGAUCCCAGUUCUGCAGCCACAAACAACAUGGAGCCUGGGGUCAUUGCUUCUACCGACUCAACCAGGACCUGGAACCCCUCCAGCUUCCUUUGUGCUUAAAGCAAGAUCUGUGGAGCCAAAGCUGGAGCAAGAACCAGAGGUGGGUAUAUCGCCAAGGACACAUCCUGCUUCUCCUCUGUCCCCAUCCAAAAGGCAGUGUGACCAAGGUAAGCAUUCUCUAUCAGGGGCUUAACUACCAUGUUUUAGAUGAGGCAACAAUAUACUCUGUGAGUGGUUGGAGAGAUCUAGGGCUAGGGUUGGGAACAAGGCCUAUGGUUAACCACUCUCACCUUUUCUGAGGUGGUUGAAUAGAGGCAGGUCCACACAGUCCUGCUCAUAGGUGGUGUCUAGUAGACCCUGAUGGACUUACUGCCUGUCUACCCACAGGUUCCACAGGGGCACUAUGCCAUGGGCAGCCUCUGGAAACUGGUUCAGCUCAUCUGUCCUCUGUGCUGGAGUUGGAUAGCUCUUUGUUUCCACUGGCUCUCCUUCGAGGAAGGUGUCCUGGCUGGGAGUCAGCACUGCUUCAGGGUAGCCCACAUCUCCAUGCAGGCCAGCCUGAGAUCUCUACCCCAAGCUUCAGUGGGUGAUGCCAAAGGUCAUCAGGGGAUGAGCUUACAGAGAUGCUCCCAGGAUCUUUGGAGGAUCUGUUUCAGUCUAAGAACUGAACUAAACUCCAGGCCCUUGAGAUUUUUGUUCAUUUUUGGAGAUGGUUUCUCUGUGUAGUGCUGGAACCAGACUGGCUCCAAACUUAGAUAUUUUCAUUCCUCUGCCUCCUAAGUACUGGGAUUAAAGGUGUGUAUCACCAUCCCCAGAGCUAACAACUGAACUAACCCAGUAGUGCCAUCCAAUCCCUCAGUAUAAGUUUGGGAGCUGUAGCAGCAGAGGGUUCUCUAGUUGCCCUGAGUGAGCCAAACUAGCAAUUUGAGGGCCCAGAAAGCAGUAACAUCUGACCCAUGUAGAAACUAAGUAUAUCCAACAUGCCAAGGACUCUACCCACUUACCCUGCCAGGUGAUGGUCCCUUGGGUUGAGGGGAAUCCCAAGACAGGGCUGUGAAGUUUCCCCUCUCUAUACUUGGAAACUCUGGAUAUGAGCAUGUAUCCAUUCAUGCUCAGAUGUGCGAAGAGGGACUUCUACACAGUGGAGUCUGUUAUCACAUUUGUCUGUAUAUGUUACACACACACACACACACACACACACACACACACACACACACGCACG
Messenger RNA from Mastomys coucha (southern multimammate mouse), 1949 nucleotides. It is a transcript of the gene Scnn1d, whose product is annotated as sodium channel epithelial 1 delta subunit. The record is from RefSeq and is a predicted model, not a curated record. NCBI's taxonomy places the organism in Eukaryota, Metazoa, Chordata, Mammalia, Rodentia, Muridae. The transcript has 9 exons.